Pelmatolapia mariae (spotted tilapia) is the source of this 5900-nucleotide messenger RNA. RefSeq names its product neural cell adhesion molecule 1b (gene ncam1b). Gene Ontology annotation, molecular function: protein binding. NCBI's taxonomy places the organism in Eukaryota, Metazoa, Chordata, Actinopteri, Cichliformes, Cichlidae. The coding region runs from base 227 to 3916 and encodes 1229 amino acids. The transcript has 21 exons. Gene Ontology annotation, cellular component: membrane. The record is from RefSeq and is a predicted model, not a curated record. Gene Ontology annotation, biological process: cell adhesion.
CAGUCAGACUUUGAACUGUGCACUGGCGCUCAUCGCUGCUAAUCUCUGACCGCUGCUUGUCAUCAACAACGCUGCCGCUGACACUUAUUCCCGACGAGCUCAGUUCUGUAGAUUAGGAUGAACAGUCGCUAACAGGGGCAGGAAACCCGAGGGCAAUACCGUAGGGACCGAGCGGAGAUUAAACGCUAGCUACACCGUUUAACGUUCACGUUACUCGGGAGUUGCGAUGGUCCAGGCAAGGGAUAUUUUUUUAGCCUUGCUUCUCGUGAGCUGUACAGUUUCAUUGGAAGUACAGAUCACACCAACCCAUGGUGAGAUUAGUCUUGGAGAGUCCAAAUUCUUUGUGUGUGAAGUUGUAGGCGUUGCCAAGCACAUAGACUGGUUUGGACCAAGCGGGGACAGGAUAGAGCCGAACAGACAAGACACAACAGUAACCCGUAACGAUGAGUCAUCUUCCACCCUCACGCUGUAUAAAGCCGGGACGGAAAGUGCUGGGACAUACAAGUGUGUCGCUACCAAUGGAGACCAGCAAGCGGAGUCGACAGUCAAAGUGAAGAUCUUCCAAAAAAUCACCUUUCAAAACGCGCCCUCACCCCAAGAGUUUACUGAAGGAGACAAUGCCAACAUUGUUUGUGAUGUUGUUAGUUCACCUCCACCCACUGUCCUCUGGAAAUAUAAAGGAGCAAAAAUACAGAUGGAAAAAGAUGUUCGGUUUAAAGUACUGAACAACAAUCACCUUCAAAUCCGUGGCAUAAAGAAGACGGAUGAGGGCUUGUAUACCUGCGAGGGUCGCCUGAUGGCGCGCGGCGAGAUUGAUCUGCGUGUCAUCAAGGUCGUUGUGAAUGUGCUCCCGACAAUCAGGAUAUGGCAGUCAGAGGUAAAUGCUACAGCAGACGUUUUGCAGCCGGCCAUCCUGACUUGUGCUGUUGAUGGUUAUCCUGAACCCAUGGUGACCUGGACAAGGAACGAAGUGAACCUUGAGGCAGGAGAGAAGUACAGCUUUAAUGAAGAUGGCUCAGAAAUGACGAUAAUGGAUGUUACCAAACUGGAUGAAGGAGAGUACACCUGCAUUGCCAAGAACAAGGCUGGAGAAACUGAAAAGGAACUCAGUCUGAAAGUGUUUGUCAAACCUAACAUCACAUACAUCAUAAACCAGACUGCUACCGAGAUGGAAGAACAGGUAACCCUGACUUGCGAGGCGUCAGGGGACCCAACUCCCACCAUUACCUGGAGCUACGGAGGUCAUGUCUUCACAGAAGGAGAGCAGGCACAUCUAAACAGGAUCUAUCAGGCAUCAUGGACUCGGCCUGAGCAACACAAGAGCCCGGAUGGAAAUGUAGUGGUGAGGAGUCACGCUCGUGUGUCCUCCCUCACUCUGAAGUAUGUCAAGUAUACAGAUGCUGGUCAGUACCUCUGUACAGCACACAGCGCCAUCGGAGAGGAUUAUCAAACAGCAUAUAUGGAGGUCCGCUAUACUCCUAAGAUAAAUGGUACAGUGGCAGUGUAUACCUGGGAGGGAAAUCCUGCCAAUAUCAGCUGUGAGGUCAAGGCUCAUCCCAGUGAUGUCUCUAUUGUGUGGCUGAGAGACGGGUUGCAGCUCCCCAACUCAAACACCACCAACAUUAAGAUCUUCAGGACUCCCUCAGCCAGCUACCUGCAGAUAACCCCCGAGUCUGAAAAUGACUUUGGAAGCUAUAACUGCACUGCUUCAAAUGAGAUGGGCACAGAGUCCAAGGAGUUCCUGCUCAUUCAGGCUGAGGUUCCGUCAGCUCCAUCCAUCGUGGAGGUGAGGCCAUUCUCCACCACAGCACUGAUCCAGUUUCAGGAGCCUGAAUCCACUGGAGGCGUUCCUGUCCUCAAAUAUAGAGCUCAGUGGAGGAUGCGUGGCAGAGGCAGCUGGGUGCAGAAAGUCUAUGAAGUCCAAGAUGGCUCCAUUGGUGAGGUAACAGUCACAGGCCUGAAGCCAGACACAAGCUACGAAGUGAAGUUGUCAGCCGUCAACGGCAAGGGUGAAGGUGAAAGCUGCAACGCUGCGUUCUUGAAGACGGAGCCUGUUCGGAAUCCUAAUCCUCCUAAACUUGAAGGAGCACUUCAACGUAAAGGCAACUCCCUCAGAGUCAGCUGGAUCAAGCAGGAUGACGGUGGCUCUCCCAUCUUACAUUAUCUUAUCCGUUAUAAACCAGUGCAGUCUUCAGAGUGGAAACCAGAAAUCCGGCUGCCCAGUGUCAGUGAUCACAUAGUUCUCAGUGGGUUAGAGUGGGACACAGAGUACAACAUCUAUGUGGUGGCAGAGAAUCAGAAGGGCAAGUCUCAACCAGCAACCAUGUCCUUCAGGACUUCUUCAGAGCCAGAGGCCAUCCCAGAUUUAAGUGAAGAGUCUCCGCUCUCCAUGGGCAUCAUGCUCUGGGCAGGAAUCCUCGUUGUAGUAUUUGUACUCCUGCUCCUGGCUGUGGAUGUCACCUGUUACUUUGUUAACAAAUGUGGCCUCAUCAUGUGUCUCUGCGGCAAGUCGGCCACAGGGACCAAAGGGCACAACUUAGAGGAGGGCAAGGCAGCCUUCAUGAAAGAUGAGUCCAAAGAGCCAAUAGUGGAAGUCAGAACAGAGGAUGAGUGCUCAGCCAAUCAUAACGCAGCAGGACCCGUAGAGCCGAAUGAAACCACACCUCUCACAGAGCCAGAGAAGGCGGCUUACACUGCUGCUCUGGCACUGGACACCCUCUCCUCCGUAGCCACCAACUCUGACACAGCCACUGCAACAAUUGAUCCCGCUCAGGACAGCCCCUCUAGUGAAACCACUACCCUCACUUGUAGCCUGUCCACCCCAGCCAACGAACCCUCACCCACCCCUGUCCUGGCUCCGGCCCCGACUCCAGAAUCGAACAUGGCCCCGCCACCCCCCCUCGUCUCCACAGCUGCCGUUGAAGCUAAAAUGGCCCCGCUAAUAGAACAAAGAGGAAGAGACGCCGCAGAAGAACAGGAGAAAUUAAACACUCCUCCUUGCACCCCCGAACAGAUCAAACCUCAAAAAUCUGGGACGCCAAUACCACCGAAGCGUAGACACUCUCCUAAACUUGCUGCUCUGAAUGCUAAAAGUAGUCCCCCUGUUUCUCCUCUGGCUGUCUCUCCUGUAUCCUCCUCUCCCACUUUAGACAACAGGAAACUUGCUCCAAGCCCACCAGUCACUAAACCUCCCACACAGCCAAACACCUUACACACAGCCUUAAAUCCAGAGCCACCAGUACAAACUGCCUCAUGUCUAGCAACUACUGCCCCUGCACCAGACCCAGAUUCAAAACCUACAGCCCCAGAUUCCAGUGGGCGUAGCCUUACUGCCUUUAACAAAGACAAAACUGUUGAUCAACCUGCUGACAGUACCACGCCCACUGCCAGAGUUGCUACUACUAGUUCACCUGCAGUGAUCCACGGUGUUUCUGAAGACCUGGAUGCUGUAAACCCUGGUUCUCUAGUUUCAGGCAUUCCCUCACCUUUACCUGUUACUCCUAUUCCUUCCAAUCCUGUCCCUGUGAAUCUUGAGGCGUUGCCAUCGAACAACCUUCUUAUAUCAGCGUCAGACACAUAUGACUUACUGACCCCUGACAUGGGGCCCAAAAAUGCAGAUUUAGACUUAGAGAUGAUAAACGGGACAGAAAGACCCGCCAUGCCCCCCGCUGACCUCAUUAGCUUAGACAGCCCGCCAGCUGCCCCCUCUCUACCCAAUGGAGACGAAGCAGACCCCCCCUCAGGCCCAGUUCUACAGCCAUCAGAGACUCUGGCCAAGACUGCUCCUCCUGUCAACGAUGAGAAGAUUUUUUCUGAUGAGAAGGGCAAACUUGAGGAGGGAGGCUUACCAAACACCCUGAUCUCUGCAGAACACAACAGUGUCAUACAGACAAAUACAGCCGAGAGCAAAGCAUGAUGGGCCGGGGACAUCCCAGCCCUAUCCAAAACAUUUUGCAGCAGCAGCAUCGAGCAAGAAACACUGCAGGAGUUUUUGGUUUCCAGUGCCCUUAUCUCCACACUCAAAACAACACGCGUGUCGAUUGGUUAGAGCGCACUUUGACUGUGCUUUCAUUUCUGCUCUCAUUCAUGAAAUGUUUACUACACCCAAGGAGUUUAUCUGUAGGUCAUAAGAGAUUUAUUUUAUUUUUUUAUUAUUAUUUUAUUUAACCAGUCAGGAAGAUUAAGAACAAUCUCUAAUUAUACAGAUCGCUUAUACAUAUAUAUAUAUAUAUAUAUAUAUUAAAAAAAAAUUAGACUCUACUUUCUAUUGUGCUUAUAGUUUGGACUGCAAUUGCGCAAAAGUAUUGGAUUCUUAUGAGAAAUGUAAAUGUAAAAAAACAACUGACUAUAGAAAUUAUUUUUCUUAUUUUCAUGUUCUAAUGUUCAAAUGUAAACGUUUUUUUCAGCAUUUUUUUAAGUUUGACUUCUUUUGUGGGCUAGUCUCAUUAAAUAGCUUGUUCUGCAUGUCUGACCUGCAAUUGGUUGUGAAGUUUUGUUUACAAGGUUUACUGUUUCACUUCGUCUGCUACGGGGAUGUUUAAUCACGCGCAGAUAUGCUGGCAUUGAUUAAACAUACACUCGAGUUCGGCCUUUGGAUUAUAGCCAUUUUUUAUGGUUAUAUGAAAUCCAGGAUUAACCCACAGCCAGCUGCAGGGGGGAAAGAGGCUGAGAGAAUCCCACAAGUACACGAUGUGCAUGAUUUGAUCUGAUUUAGACCAUUUCUGGAUCAAAUUUAUUCAGUCUGUCACUGCCUUACCAGAUUGGUAGUUAAAAUAUUCAUUAAUAAAAUGUAUUUGAUUUAGAAAAAAAAAGGCGACUCCUUGAACACUAACAGUCACAGACCAAAAAAACCAAACAAACAGGAGGCAGCACAGCUGCUGAUUCUCAGCCGCUGGUUGAAGAACUGUGGAUCAAGCGAAUGUCUUGUGAUCUCAAGCUAAAUUUAUUUGUUUGGGGGACGACUAUGAGAGCUGUAGUUCUUCCUCCCAUUUACGCAGAUCAAAGGUCUGGCUUCAUAGUUUUGAGUUGUGCAUUUGAAGCAAAAAAAAAUAAAAAAAUUUAAAAAAGGAAAUUUAAAAAAGCAUUUUUGUACUAUUUAAAAACUACAAAGAUUUCUUUUCUGUUCCUGCCUGCAAGCUUGUGCACUGUGCCUGUGUGUCAAUAGAUUGUCUUGUCAUCAGUUUCUAUGAUAAUCUGCAUAGCUUCGUUGUGAGAAAUUUAGCCUAUUCUUUUUAUUUGAUGUAUUAUUAGAAGAAAAAGUACGAUAAAUGGACUAAUGUGGUCAUUAUAACACGUGUAGUGUAUGAAACUGUCCGUCUCUGGUCACAGCACCAUAUUAUCGCCAGCUGUAGUGAAGGAAGGCGUUUCAAGCCUCGGCAUGAAUUCAGUCAGUACAUCAUAACGUAUAACUACAAGGCAGAUAGACAUGCCCGUGUUUGUAUGGGGGCAAAUAGUGCUCAUAUUGAUUUAAUGAGUGUUACCUUUGGGGCUUGCUCUGGCAUAAUUAUACACAUUGCUUUUAUUUUUUUUCCCCCCAGUUGUUAUUCAAGUGUUCUGUAAUGUGAUCUCUGAAAUUAUUUUUUUUUUAGUUUUUGUCUUUUUGUACAAAAAUCACUCACCAAGAGCGACUGCUUGACCGAUACCAUUGGCAGGAAGCAAGGUGGUCCACCUAAGACAGAUGAUCAUACUUUUUUUUGUACCAUCACAAAAAUCAGAUAGUUUUAAAGUAGGACUAAAAGAAGAGCUUUACUCUCCUUGUACUCCAGUGCUGUCACCAGACCACCUUGCUCUCUCGCCUCUGGAUGCUCCUUUUGGUUUUAUUGGGUCAAACUCAGAAAAUAUCUGUUGUGUACAGUCUGAGUGCUAACCCAUUUACAAAAUAAAAUGGUUUCCAAAUCUAA